Protobothrops mucrosquamatus (brown spotted pit viper) is the source of this 1762-nucleotide messenger RNA. It is a transcript of the gene SLC5A7, whose product is annotated as solute carrier family 5 member 7. Gene Ontology annotation, biological process: acetylcholine biosynthetic process; synaptic transmission, cholinergic; choline transport. NCBI's taxonomy places the organism in Eukaryota, Metazoa, Chordata, Lepidosauria, Squamata, Viperidae. The transcript is spliced from 7 exons. Gene Ontology annotation, cellular component: plasma membrane; axon; perikaryon. Gene Ontology annotation, molecular function: choline:sodium symporter activity. Bases 1 to 1578 code for a protein of 525 amino acids. The record is from RefSeq and is a predicted model, not a curated record.
AUGGUUUUUCAUGUGGAAGGGUUGAUAGCUAUCAUUUUGUUCUACUUGGCCAUCCUGUUUGUUGGAAUAUGGGCUGCUUGGAAGACAAAAAACAGUGGGAGUGAUGGAGAUCGUCGUGAAGCUAUUAUAGUUGGUGGAAGAGAUAUUGGCUUGCUAGUUGGUGGAUUUACCAUGACUGCAACCUGGGUAGGAGGCGGUUAUAUCAAUGGAACAGCCGAGGCAGUGUAUAUUCCAGAUGUUGGACUAGCCUGGGCUCAGGCACCCAUUGGGUAUUCGCUUAGCCUCAUUGUAGGUGCCACCAUAAGUGUGAUAAUUGACAUCAGCAUCACCUUUUCAGUUAUUAUUUCUGCCUCCAUUGCCACUCUGUACACCUUAAUUGGAGGACUUUAUUCAGUAGCUUACACUGAUGUGGUCCAGCUGUUCUGCAUUUUCUUAGGACUGUGGAUCAGCAUCCCAUUUGCCUUGUCCCAUCCUGCAGUAACAAACAUUGGGUACACAGCUGUGCAUGAAGUAUAUCAAAAACCCUGGCUUGGAUCCAUUAAAUCACCUGACGUAUACAUAUGGCUUGACAAUUUCUUCUUACUGAUGUUAGGAGGAAUCCCGUGGCAAGCCUAUUUCCAGCGAGUCCUUUCUUCUUCAUCAGCUACGUAUGCACAAAUACUCUCUUUUCUGGCAGCUUUUGGGUGUCUUAUAAUGGCAAUACCUCCAGUGCUCAUUGGUGCCAUUGGUGCAUCAACAGAUUGGAACCAGACUGAAUAUUUUGGUCAAGACCCCAAAACUCAAAAUAAAAGUGACAUGAUAUUACCAAUCGUCCUUCAAUAUCUUUGUCCAGUGUACGUUUCAUUCUUCGGCCUUGGGGCAGUGUCUGCUGCUGUAAUGUCCUCUGCUGACUCUUCCAUUUUAUCAGCAAGUUCUAUGUUUGCACGGAAUAUAUACCAGCUUUCAUUUCGGCAAACUGCUUCAGACAACGAAAUAGUUUGGGUCAUGCGAAUUACCAUUUUUGUGUUUGGAGCUGCAGCAACAGUGAUGGCUCUGCUAGCUCAAUCCAUAUAUGGUCUCUGGUACCUCAGCUCUGACUUGGUUUACAUCAUCAUCUUCCCCCAACUUUUAUGUGUUCUUUUUAUCAAAGGAACAAAUACUUAUGGUGCCAUUGUAGGAUAUUUAUUUGGGCUCCUACUUCGAAUUACUGGAGGAGAACCUUAUCUAUCCUUACAGCCUUUGAUUUUGUAUCCUGGUUGGUAUCAUGAUGAUGAUGGAUAUGUUCAGAGAUUUCCUUUUAAGACAUUAGCAAUGCUUACUUCCUUCCUUACAAACAUUGCAGUGUCCUAUCUAGCAAAAUACUUAUUUGAAAGUGGCACUUUACCACCCAAACUAGACUUCCUUGAUGCUGUUGUUGCAAAGUACAGUAAAGAGAACAUGGACAAGGCUACUCUUGUGAAAAGUGACAAUAUUGUUUUAAAUGAACUGGCACCAGUGAACCCUCGACACAGUUUGACUCUGAGCUCUACUUUUACAAAUAAAGAGGCCUUCAGCGAUAUGGAUUCAAGUCCAGAGGUAUCCUCUGCAGAGGAGAAAUGACAACAACCCAGAUGAAGAGAAAUACUGCUUUUGCCUCACCCAUAGCGCAACAGGGUACGUUGCCAUGGGAAAUUAAAUGUAGCUUGGGAAGAAAUGGAUGGAGAGAAAAAAAAACCCACUACCAUGCAGCUCUUUUAGUUUGUUUCUUGAAAGAGGAAUAGUUUGGAUUAAACUCUCAUACAGU